CGCCGGGUAAGGGGAACCGCCAUGUUGCUUCCGCAGAUUCGUCAGAAAGUGAAAAUAUAUUAAUAUUUCUGAACAAAAUACCGCAAUGGUACCCCGGGGGAUAACGGCUAAAUAUCAGUCGAAUUUAUAAACGCACGCAUUUGUAUGGAAGCUCAUGGAUCAGCGAACCCCAGAGCUGGUUUCCAUCUUCAUGUGCAAACUGUGCAAUCUGUUUUCCCCAAGUCGAGAUGAGUUACUAACUCAUGUCUCUGAGAAGCAUGCUGAGGAAGGUCUGGCUUCAGAAGAUCUUAUUGUUCCAUUACGACCUCUUCCUGCGUCUGAAAAUACUGAGAGAAAUGAAGAAGCAUCAGCUGUGAAAAGAAAAAGGGGAAGACCCAAAGGUUCAAAGAAAAAAUUCUACACUGAAGCAGAGGAAUUAGGAGAAGCUGGCAAUUGCAAUCUGAGUGCAGAGAAUAAACUUGACCAAGAAGAGGAGGAAUUGGAGGAGUCUGAUAGCUUGGACUGUAGGAAAUGCAGUCGGAAAUUCUCGAACAGGAGACAGCUGCAGAAACAUCGCUGCUUUGUUGUUCUGAAGGAUGAUGGAGAAGAAGAAGAAGAAGCAGAAGAUGACAAAACAGAUCCUGAAGUGGAGUUGGAUGAUGAAAGAGAAAGGUCAAUGAAAAGGCCACGCUUACAAAAGAGUGAAAGUUUGACAUUUAAGGAUCUUGAUCAAAAUUCAGGAGGAAAGAAGCCAAUUGUCAGUGUGGUUCUUGCAGCACAUGAAGCUAUUCCAGGUGCCACAAAAAUUAUUCCUGUAGAGGCCACACCAGCUGAGGAAAUACCAGCAGCUGAUCCGGAAACUAUUAGCCAAGAUUCAUCUCUACGCAAGGGUUAUCAGGAAUAUGCUAUCCAGCAGGCACCAGUGGAACUGCCUCAGAAUUCUUUCAGACAAGGGACCACACAGCUGAAGAUUUUUACCUGUGAAUAUUGCAAUAAAGUAUUUAAAUUUAAGCAUUCACUUCAAGCCCACCUCAGAAUUCACACUAAUGAGAAACCUUAUAAAUGUUCACAGUGUGACUAUGCCAGCACCAUCAAGGCUAAUCUUAUUGUCCACAUGCGUAAGCACACAGGGGAAAAGUUCAGCUGUGACUACUGUGCCUUCACCUGCCUCAGCAAAGGGCAUCUGAAAGUGCACAUAGAACGUGUGCACAAAAAGAUAAAGCAGCAUUGCCGAUUUUGUAAAAAGAAAUACUCUGAUGUCAAGAACUUACUCAAGCACAUCCAGGAGAGCCAUGACAUGGAUGAAGAGAAAGUUAAAGAGGUCUAUGAUGAGCUGCGCCUGCUAACGAGGGAGGGUAAACGGCAACUGCUAUAUGAUUGCCAUGUGUGUGAGCGCAAAUUCAAAAAUGAAUCAGACCGUGAUCGGCAUAUGCUGGUCCAUGGCGAUGACCGCCCAUUUGCAUGUGAGCUGUGUGAUCAUGGUGCCACAAAAUACCAUUCACUGGAGGCACAUGUCCGCAAGCAUAAGUUUAUCUACAUCUGUUCAGUGUGUACAAAGAAAUUUGUCAGCUCUGUCAAAUUAAAAUGUCAUGUCAAGGAUGCUCAUAGCGACUUGGGGGAGGAUGCAGUGUUCAAUGACUCCAUUAAUCAGAGCUUCUAUCUUUUGGAGUCAGGAGGUGACAUUCAGCCAGAGGCCUUGGAGGAUGCUGUUGAUGGUACAAACUUCAGUGGCUGUGACCAAAGUGUGCAUGGGCACCAGGUUGUUAUAGAACUUGAAAAUGAAGGUGCAAACAUUCCCAUACAGAGUCUUACUCAACAAGGAGAGAUUAUGCAGGUCCAUUCGGAGGGCCUUGACAAUCCAGCAGAUGGUCCCAGGGCCGUCCAACAUGAAGAAGUUUCUUUGGAUGAAGUCAGCAUGUCAACAAACAAUGAGCAUAGGUGUGUGGUUGAGUGUAAGGGUGAAAUCUUGCCAACUUUACGUCUCAACAGUGACACUGUGGUAGAUUCUGAAAGCACAAACCACCGGUCUAGUUCGACAGAGCAGGAUGGUACUGAUUCCCUCAAAGAGUAUGAAUCUUGUGUAGUUGAAAAUGAAAACUCAUUUGAAAUGGUCCAGCUUGAUGGGGCUAAAGAUUUGUGCAAUUCAGCUGGUACUCACUUGACUUUUGAGAAAAUUCCAUCAAGAACAGAAGCUCAAAAGGAUGGUGUGGAUCUUGGAGCCUUCCAGCAAGUACUUGACAGCUUGCAGAAGAGACAACUGAAUGUCGGUCUUUUUGAAAAGAUCAGGAAGGUGUAUGGUGAUCUGGAAUGUGGAUACUGUGGAAAAUUAUACUGGUACCAAGUCCAUUAUGAUAUGCACAUUCGGACGCACACCCGGGAGCACCUGUAUUACUGCUCUCAAUGCAGCUACUCCUCCAUCACCAAGAACUGUCUCAAACGUCAUGUCGUGCAGAAACACAGCAACAUUCAGCUGAGGUGCUCAUCUGAGGGAUGCGGUUACACCACUGCGGACAAGUACAAGCUGCAGGCACACCAGAAAAACCAUGGUGAACUGGAGAGGAAAACUUACACUUGUCCAGUAUGUGAAAAAUCCUUUUCAGAUGAUCGUCUUAUUAAGUCUCACAUCACCUCAUAUCAUCCGGAGGUCCCCAUGAGCACUAUCUCAGAGAUUCUAGGGAAACGAGUACAACUAAAAGGAUUGAUUGGAAAACGAGCAGUGAAAUGUCCUUAUUGUGACUGCUAUUUCCGGAAGAAUGGUACGGAUCUGCAGCGUCAUAUUUGGGCACAUGAAGGAGUGAAGCCAUUCAAGUGUUCAGUUUGUGAGUAUGCCACACGCAGUAAGAGCAACUUGAGAGCUCACAUGAAUCGUCACAGCACUGAGAAAACACACCUCUGUGACUUGUGUGGAAAGAAAUUCAAAUCGAAAGGCAGUCUAAAGAGUCAUAAGUUGUUGCACACUGCUGAUGGUAAACAAUAUAAAUGUACAGUAUGUGAUUAUACCGCUGCACAAAAGCCAAAUCUCCUUCGGCAUAUGGAACAGCAUGCUGCUUUCAAGCCUUUCCGAUGUGCACUGUGCCACUAUUCCUGUAAUAUGGCUGGAUCACUGAAGAGACAUUACCACAAAAAACAUCCCAAUGAUGAAUAUGUCAAUGCUGGAACUGGUGUACUAGCUCAAGAAAGUGUGACACAGCAAGGUGGUGUAAAGUGUCCAGUAUGCAGUUUUGUUUAUGGUACCAAAUGGGAGCUCAACAGACACUUGAAAAACAAACAUGGACUGAAGAUUGUGGGCAGCAUAGAAGGGGAAGCCAUAGAACAGGUUCUUGAAGCUUCUACAGAGCAGACUCAGACACAGUAUUUUCACAUAACAGAGAGUGAAGAGGACGCUCAGGGCACUCAGGCAGCUGUGGCAGCUCUUCAGGACCUACGGUACAACACAGAGAAUGGUGAUAGAAUGGAUUCAACAGCAGUAAACAUUCUUCAGCAAAUUAUUGGUUUAGCUCCAGAACAUCAUGAUGGUGCUGUUGCUUCUGUGGUGACCAUGGCACCAGGCACAUUAACAGUUGUAGAACAAGCUGAGGAUGAAACAGCAGGCAAUCAUGCAAUGAUGAUCCAACAAGCCUUGGAGCAAGCUUCAGUGGAGCUCGGAGAGGGUCAUCAUCUGGUAGAGCAAGUUGUAGUCUCUUCUGAUGAUGUGGAAGGGAUUGAGACAGUGACUGUUUACACUCAGGGCGAAGAAACAUCCGAAUUCAUUGUCUAUGUGCAGGAGGCUGUGCAAGCAGAAGACCAAACCACAGAGCAGCAAAUUGAGGAACUGUAACUGCUUCCAUCAUUUUUAACCAGGACUUCAGCUGGUUUGAACAAGAAGGCUCUAAAGCCCCUGUUUCUAUUUUGCGUAAAUAGUGGCAAAAAUAUUGGAAUCAGUGUAACCUGUUCAGGUCAGACUGGCAGAAAAUAACCAAACAGGAAUUCUCCAGAAAAAAGGGCAAUACAUUUCCUUCUGUUACUUCAUGUCUCUAUUUUGUAACUAGCUUUUUCCCGGUUUACACAUAUCCUUCCUAGUCUCCCAUCUACUCUUAUCCAGUCAGUCAAGCUACUUUCCCAUGCUUUUGUUUGAAUUGAUCAGGAACAACAAGAUGGCUAAAUCAAGGAAUAGUGCCACAGAAGCACUCAAAGUAGCCCAUAUGUUUAGAUCCAUGUAGUCAGUCAUGAAGGUGGAGGAAAGGGCUUAAUAAUUUUCUAUAAUACCACCUCACAUGGACAGAUUGAAGGGAGCAAUUGGGAGACAGAAAACCCAGACUGGAGAAUCUCAGGGAGCCCACAGCUAUGGACGCCUGACAAUAGAGUUUGGUUUUUCUUUCUGUUUUUUUUAAAAAUAGUUUCUGCCUGACAUUAUCGUGAAAUACAAGUCUACUUGGAUUACAGAUAAAAAUAAGAUUUGUAUGAAGGGUAAGGACAUUUUUAAUUUAUUUGAUCUUGAUCUUGACACAGAGCUAUAUUCAGAGCCUCAUAUCUCCUGAAAACUGGUCAAGUUAUAUUGGAAUGUCAUUAGAUCAGAGGUGGGAGCAUGUUAAACUGAUUUUCUUCUGUGCUGUAGGCUGUGAAUGAAGUAUCAGUGUGACAACCACAUUGAAUAAAGCAUCGAAGCAACAUGAUU
This is a messenger RNA of Hemiscyllium ocellatum (epaulette shark), 4633 nucleotides long. Its product is annotated as zinc finger protein ZFAT-like. The transcript has 16 exons. The record is from RefSeq and is a predicted model, not a curated record. The coding region runs from base 155 to 3796 and encodes 1213 amino acids. Gene Ontology annotation, biological process: regulation of transcription by RNA polymerase II. Gene Ontology annotation, molecular function: chromatin insulator sequence binding. Lineage: Eukaryota; Metazoa; Chordata; Chondrichthyes; Orectolobiformes; Hemiscylliidae. Gene Ontology annotation, cellular component: nucleus; chromosome.